Cicer arietinum (chickpea) is the source of this 1429-nucleotide messenger RNA. Its product is annotated as peroxisome biogenesis protein 7. The record is from RefSeq and is a predicted model, not a curated record. Gene Ontology annotation, molecular function: protein binding. Gene Ontology annotation, cellular component: peroxisomal matrix; cytosol. Gene Ontology annotation, biological process: protein import into peroxisome matrix. Lineage: Eukaryota; Viridiplantae; Streptophyta; Magnoliopsida; Fabales; Fabaceae.
UAGUUAACAGUGACAUAUUUUUGAUGUAAAAGCGAUGAAAACAUUGAAAAAGCAGUGGAGAGGUGAUUAAAGGGAUGAAACUAGACUAGCCUUCAAUCUUUGCAUUGCAUAUCAAUCUUCACAAACAUAUGACGAAUCUAACAGAACCAACCUCAGCCGCAUAACAUCAAACACCUAACACUCACUCUUUCACCUAACCAAACUUCGAUCCUCAAUACGAUGCCGGUUUUCAAAACCCCAUUCAACGGUUACUCCGUCAAGUUCAGCCCAUUCUACGAAAACCGCAUUGCCGUCGCCACCGCCCAAAACUUCGGCAUCCUCGGUAACGGCCGUCUCCACGUCCUCGAACUCUCCUCAAACCCCACUCUCCCAAUCUCCGAAAUCGCCGCCUACGAUACUGCCGAUGGAAUCUACGACGUCACCUGGUCCGAAUCUCACGAUUCCAUCGUAGUCGCCGCAGUCGCCGACGGCUCCGUUAAACUCUACGACCUCGCUCUUCCACCCACUGCAAACCCUAUCCGCUCUUUUCAUGAACACACUCGCGAAGUUCACUCCGCUGAUUACAACCCCGUCCGUCGUGACUCUUUCCUCUCUGCUUCAUGGGAUGACACCGUCAAAUUAUGGACUCUCGAUCGUCCCACUUCCGUUCGCACUUUCAAAGAACACGCUUACUGUGUCUAUUCCUCCGUUUGGAACCCUCGUCACGCUGAUGUUUUUGCUUCCGCUUCCGGUGAUUGCACUCUCCGAAUCUGGGACGUUCGUGAACCAGGUUCCACCAUGAUCCUUCCCGCACACGAUCACGAGAUACUUUCCUGUGAUUGGAACAAAUACGAUGACUGUAUUAUUGCCACAGCCUCCGUUGAUAAGUCGAUUAAGGUUUGGGAUGUUAGAAACUUUAGGGUUCCGAUUUCUGUGCUUAAUGGGCAUGGGUAUGCUGUUAGAAAGGUGAAAUUUUCACCGCACGUGCGGAAUUUGAUGGUGUCUUGUUCUUAUGAUAUGACUGUUUGUGUUUGGGAUUUUAUGGUUGAGGAUGCUUUGGUGAGUAGGUAUGAUCAACAUACUGAGUUUGCUGUUGGUGUUGAUAUGAGUGUGCUUGUUGAAGGGCUUAUUGCUAGCACUGGUUGGGAUGAACUUGUUUAUGUUUGGCAGCAUGGAACUGAUCCUAGAGCAUCUUAAGAGGGAAGGUACUAAAACUUAGGUUUAUUGAGAAUUUCCAAUAGUUUUUUAAGAUUUAAUGAUUGUUCUAAGGUUCUAGUGGUUCUCUCUUGUUGUAUCAAUGUUGAGGUGGAACAUGUAUACAAAAUAAUAUAAUACAUCACUUUCAUUGGUUUGUUCUCUGUUGUAUAUUGAUUUUGAUAAACUCAGACAUGAUUUUAUUGUUUAUGAUGGUUCGUCAACAUAAUUAUUCCCAUGAUGAGUUUUGUUUCAA